UUUUCGUCGUCGAUCUCGAAGUGUAAUCCUCAUUCUGUAGUCCCACAAAAUUCUUUGUAUCCUUGAAACUAAUAAUAUUGUUUUAUUUUAAAGUCCCUCUCUGGUGUAAAUAUAAAAAUAAGUCACAAACACUCAGUAAUCAGGGAACAACAAUAAUCCUUUGUGUUUAUUAUCAAGAGACUUCGAUUUACGUAUUUUGUUACGUUUCUAAAGAAAAUCAAGAAUGUACGGAUAGUUAAUGACCUAUAUCGUGUAAUUAUUGAGACGUAGAAAACGAGACUAGUAUUUAGGAAAUAAAUAUUUAAGAUGGCGUAUCGCUCUCUUCGAAACGAAUUGACUCCUCCAUUGGCUAACUUGGCUGAGUCCUCCACAGCAGCUCCUACAAUGAUUACCCUGGACCACGAGCAUGAAGACGCCACCAACGUGAUCAUACACAAAGUGCCCAAAAACAAAGGUGGAUGGACGCACAUAGACGAUUUAGACUCAUUUUUUACGAGAAUGUACAGAUAUUAUAUACGUGGAGGGUUCUGCCCUAUGUUGAUGUCUGAUCUGUUUUCAUUACUGCAGUUCAUAUUCAUUGUGUGGUUCUCAACGUUUCUGGUGCACUGUAUAGAUUACCCGCUGUUGUUUAGAAAUGUACCGUUGGAGGAUCCUACAGCGAAGUUAACUUUUCAUGAUGUGAUAUACCCAACUUCCACGUGCGUGAAGAGUAUAUCAUGGCAGUGGUGGUGCCUUAUUGUGUUGUGCGGAGUUAUAUGGUUGAUGAGGUUAACUGUAUCAUUGUAUAAUUUAAUACAUUCGUACGAUACAAAAUUAUUUUAUAACAAUGCGCUGAAAAUUAAAGAGAGUGAUUUAGCAUGGAUAAAUUGGUCGACUAUACAGGAUAAAGUAAGGGAAGCGCAACUGGAGCAUCACAUGUGUGUCCAUAAACAAGAAAUCAACGAAUUAGACAUUUAUCAUAGAAUACUCAGGUUCGAUAAUUACAUGGUAGCGAUGGUGAACAAGAACCUGCUACCUUUACAAAUAGCUGUGCCUUUCGUCGGUGACUUCCACUACCUGUCCAGGGGGUUGAAGUGGAAUUUAGAAUUUUUAUUAUUUACAAGCCCAUGGAGUCCGUGGGAGAACUGCUGGCAACUCCGCGAAUGUUACAAGGACCACUCCAAACGGAUGAUGCUAGCCCGCCAACUGGAGAAGCAGAUUCUGAUGAUGGCCCUCAUCAAUCUGCUUCUAGCGCCGCUCAUACAGGCCUGGCAGAUAUUGUACUUCUUCUUCAAUUACGCUGAGCUAAUAAAACGGUCCCCCGGCUCCCUAGGGCUUCGCACUUGGUCGGUGUACGCCCGUGUGACACUCCGACAUUUCAACGAGCUGGAGCACGAGUUGAGAGACCGUCUGAACAGGGCUCACAAACCGGCCACCAAGUAUUUGGCCAGCUUCACGUCACCCAUCACCACUGUUAUAGCCAAGAACGUCUUGUUCGUGUCGGCGAGCGUUCUCGGCGUCCUGGUAAUGUUGUCGGUGUACGAUGAGGACGUGUUGACUGUGGAGCACGCGUUGACCGUCAUCACGCUAUUGGGCUGUGUGGCGGCUGGCGCUAGGGCAUUGAUAGGGGAAGAGGAUCGCUUGGCGGGCAGCACAGGGCCGGCCAGGGGCGAAGAGUUGUUCGUGCAAGUGUUGGGCCACGUCCACUACUUACCAGCGGCGUGGCGAGGCAGGGCCCAUACAAAAAAUGUGGCGGAAUUGUUCCAACAACUCUUCCAGUUUAGAGCGGCCUAUAUACUAUUUGAGUUGCUCAGCCCUAUUCUAUGUCCGUGGGUGCUGUUGAAGUUGCGUGCGCGUGCGCUGGAUAUAGUCGACUUCUACAGGAACUUCACCGUCAGCGUGGUCGGUAUUGGCGAUGUAUGCUCGUUUGCGCAGCUGGACAUCCGCCGCCACGGGCACCCCGACUGGCAAGCGCCGGGCAAGUUCGGCAAACCUAAAGCGGCGAACACACAGUACAACCAGGGGGAGGGUGGGAAGACGGAACUGUCCCUGGUCGCGUUCUCGUGCAGACACCCGGGGUGGCAGCCCGCCGAGCCCGCCCAGAGACAGUUCCUCAGGUCGCUGAGGCAGAGCAUGCACCACGCUUUACCAAACAACAACGCUCUGAACAAAACAAUGUUGGGGUCUUAUAUCCAGCAGAGUAUAUUCGGCGCGAACACGCCUUUACCGGCGGUGUUGUCAUAUUAUCAACAAAGGCCAGCAUACAGACUCCAAGAUAUGGACGAAACAAGCGACGAAGAAGACAUGGAACCCGGUACAGCCGGUCGGCCGGGGUCCGGUCUGGGCGGCGUGGGGUCCGGUCUGGGCGGCGUGGGGUCCGGUCUGGGCGGUGUGGGGUCCGGUCUGGGCGGCGUGGGGUCCGGUCUGGGCGGUGUGGGGUCCGGUCUGGGCGUAGCGGGGUCGAGUCUCGCCGGCGUGGGGUCCGAAUUGGGCACCAGCGUGUAUGGACUGGACCCGAGAACGGGAGACGGCGAAGACAGGAGAGACAUGUCCGUUAGCACGCUACAUUUGUACGAUUUACAUCUGUCACAGGCCGGACAAAACGUGUCAGCAUGUUGCACGAACAACUGCAGCGAGCGCGGCCGCCAAGAGAGAUGGGGUAGCGGCGAGGACACGCCUUUGUUACACCGCCCAUAACACCGGAGUUGCGUCGCUUCGAGCGCCCAAAUCGUGACAGCUCUACCCCCAGUGUGGGUAUAGCGAUAUAUAAACUACAUUGUCUUUGCUGCAACUUGUUGCAAGGCACCUAAUUUUACUAAAAAGAAAUAUGUUUAUGUUGUGCAACUUGUUGCAUGUGAUCGUGAUCUGUGUUGCGAGCUUAUUGUGGAUGCUAUGCAAAUAGGGUAAUAAAGAUACUCAUCAAAAGUUGCUGCAACUUGUGUUGCAGAAAUUUAUUACAAGUUAAAAAAUCUUCUUAAUAAGUUAAUCCUCGAAUAAGUUUGUAAUACAGUUAAUUCGUAUAUGUGAAUUUGUAACAAUUAGACUUUGCUUUGCAACAAGUUGCACCAACCCAUCUAAAUUACGUCGUCUGUGUAUAGCAUAAUAAUCACUUGCUCAUAUUUCAGUCUUGUUUUAAAACUUUUUAAACGUAUUCAUAUUGGGUCUCUUAAAUGUGUUCAUUUUUGGCAUAUAUACAUAAGGGAUAUUCUUUUUUCAAAAUUUAGGGACCUAAUUUGGACAUAUUUUUGAGGUACAGUAAAUAAUAACUAAUUGCAUACCACUUGGGUCUCGGUUGCAAAUUAUUUUUGACGAUGUGUUGCUAUUAAAUUGUUGCAACAAAAAUGCUAGUUUAUUUGAUUUUUUUUCCACUCGUAGGUUAAUUUGGACAUGUCAUGUUUUUUUUUUAAUAUAAGGUAUAGCAACCAUUAGGAUUGCUCCCAUUGAAAUUCGUGUUUCGACUUAUGAUUAUGAAUUAAUUUACUUAAGUUCGUUCACACAUCUAAGUUAGGUAUUAAUUAUAAUCAAUAAAAAAUAUAAAUUAUGACAUACAUUCACAAUUUUCUUAUCGCGAUUGAUAAAUUAAAUAAUUUAAUUUUACAUUUUCAAUAAAUACCAUCUAAAUCGACAAACCUCGCCCACGUCAAAUUAGGGUGAUAAUUUUACAUCCUAGGCAGUUUCUCUGCUUAAAACCAAAAUGUUUUUAAAUUACAAAUUGAAGCCAAAGCUUUAUAUUGCAAAAUAAAUUAAUGUUGUUCACUCAGAACAAACGACGUCAUGUUGUAUAACGUUGUGAAUUGUGAAAGACUCGGUCAGUGUAAAAUUCCUGUAAAAUAUUGGAACAUUUUAAUUUUCCACUGUAAUUUUUCCUUCUUGGUCUCGCAAAUUGUCGCUUGGAGACGCAACGGAAAAUAGUUAUUAGGUUUAUAGUUUUGCAGAAAAUAUAAAAAAAAUUAAAAAUGUGGAUCUUCAAACUUAGAUCAAUAAUCAUUAAUCAAAUUAAAUAAUUUGAUUACACUUGGUUCGUCUAGUAUGUUCGUGAAAUGUGUAUAUCUUUGAAGGAUAAUCUGAUUAAAGCGCACACAAUAUAAACAAAAUUACAAGAAAAAAUUGUACACUGACUUUUUGAAUAAAAACUUUUACAUAAUUCGCGUAGAUAUAGAAAAGUACCUGUGAAUUGUGAUAUAAACAAUGACGUGUCCGCAAACAACAUUUAUGUGUAAGAAGUAUCGACAAGAGUGUCCGUUUUUUAUGAAUUAUUGAAUAUAAAAGUGAUUUUGAGUGAUGUUUGCUGUGUAGAACGGCCAUUUUGAUUCGCUACCCCAUUGACAUUGGCGGUGAGACUAGGACGUUUAGACGACUCGAAAUGGUCGUUUGAAAUUCGUGUUUGGAAUAAGUGUGUUUUAUAAAAAUAAGUUUGAAUAGAUCUCGAUUAUGAUUGAUUGGUGCGUAUAAGUAUGUAUUAUUUUUAAUUUUCAUUUCAUUUUUCUACAGAACUCAAAUUCGAAGUGAUUGUAUACCAGCUUUUUGUUUGAGUUUUGUUUGAUUACAUUUGGGCAUCGGCUCAAUUGGGAAUUUUCAAUAGACGGGAGCAAGCUCAGGCAAUUGACACACGAUUGUGUUAAAUAUAGAUUUGAUAAGUGAUAGGUACAACGAAUGUUGACAUUGCUAAUUUAUUUACAGGCUGACUUUUCAAACAAUAUCCAAAUUAAGUAUCAAAAUCAUGAUAUUGCUGUGACGUAAUUUAUGAACGGCCCCUAGGGACAGACUGCAAACUAGUUGAAAAUAGUACGAUUCUUUUCAAAAGUCAUCCAAAAUAAUGUCCAGACUUCGGUAGCAGUGAGUUUCGUUGUUUUGUUCAUAACUGUUGUGAUUCUUUCGUAAUAUUAACUAGUAUUUAAGUAAGCGUAGGAAGCACUUGCCUGGUAUUCUGACGACGAGAUACUUUAGCAAUAAUAUUGACUGUAGAUGUUUAAUAUAAUUAAUAUAGUUGGGCUCAUUGGCGGUCAGGCGAAAAAAUAAAAACAAUCUAUAAAAGUACUAAAAACAAGCCCCGCAAAUAAACUUGUGUUUUAUUCCGCUGUUAAAUAUAAAAAAAAAAUACUUAAUGAUCUUUUUGAGAUCCAUCCGUUUUUGAUUCUAUAUAUGUAUUUUGUUAAUGCAACAAGCUUAGGACUUAGUAUUAACAUGUAACACAAUAGUAGUAAACAUGCAAUAGACAAUCUCAUUUAUACACUUAAAAAUACAUAGAAAACUAUAGGCUGUCAACGUGCUUUAUACAAACAUUAUACAUUAUAACAUUAUAGAUGAAGAAUAUAUAUAUAUAUAUAAAUCAUUUUUAAAUUGUACUUUGAAAUGUGAUCGCAAUAUAAGUUUUCGGUACCACAAAUAUCUGUGAAUACGUGUACAAAUAUUUGCCCGUAAUAGAAAUCGAAUAAGAACCUUAGCUAAUGCUUUUUAUAUGCAAUAUUGUAAUAAUAUAUCGUUAGUCGUUUUUAAUAAUCAGAUUAUCAUAAAAAAUGUUUCAGUUAAAAUUUUUCUCAAUCCAUCUGACAUCAACUUAACAUUUGUACGCAUCUGUUAAAAUGUGAUAGUUAUUAUUAUAUAUUUUUUAACGGUUUCAUUAAUCGCUGUUUCCACUAUUAUAAAAAAAAGACGAUUAAAUUCAGUUCAGGAGUAUAUGGCGAUACGAUUGAUUAUGAUUUUAAUUUUUGUUUUAAAUUUUUUUAUUAUUAUUUUAAUUAAUUUUUUAAUUUCUUUUCUUCAAUUUUACGCCUCGUAAAGGCCUUUUAGUUUAAGCUUAUUUUUUGAGAGAAAACCAAAGUUUUUUAUUUUCUGAAUAUGCAGCAGACAUGCUGUUUUUAGUUCUACUGGCUGUACAAAAAACUGUAGUAGUCUUUGGUACUACUGCACGUGAAAAAUUUUUAAGAGUACUUACUCCAAUUUUUUUUUAGCCUGAGUUUUUUUAAACUACUUUUCCCCGAAGUAUAAAAGUGUACCUUUAAAUGUAAAAUAAAUACUAUAAAUAAUGUAACUAUAAAAGUAUUUAUGGGUAUAUAUUUUUCUUUACUGACACUAAAGUUAUGACAUCUUUUGUUUAUUGCCACUUACCUAUACAAUGAAAUACAUACCUAUAUACGUAUGUAUUUCAAGUAGUGUGAUUCCGUUUAUUGAUUUAUUUAUGUAGAUAUAUAAUAUAAAAAACAUAUUAUAUAGGGUUAAAAAUAUAAAUGACAAAAAAAAAAUAUAUAAAAAUGAAAUACCAAAAAAAUAGGGAUAUGAAAAAGUUAUCUAGUAGAGAUUUUCUUAUUACAUUUAUAACUGAUUUUAAACUUUCGCGUCGCAUUAUACUUUAAUAAUACAGGUAUUAAAAGCGCAGGUAACGUACCUUUAUUUUAUCUCGGACGUUUCGAACCAUAUAUAUAAGGUACAAUGAUCCGUGGUCACUGGGCGAUUCGAAACGUCCGCUCAAUAUAAAGGUGCGUCACGUGCGCGUUUAACACCUUUAUAUAUAAAUACAUUUAAUAUGUUGGUUCAUUUCAAUUUGUAAUCAUAGAAUAUUAUUGUUAAUCCUUUAAUCUCAGCUGUACCCCGUUUCGACUCGGAGCGAAACAACGGAUUAAGAUUGCAGCUUUUCUCAUACUUUCCACGAGAUUAUCGACAUCACAUAAUAUAAAUAACUAAUUUCUCGUUUUCAUAAUUCUCAAUUACCUAAUAGAAAAAUAUAGGUACGUCUAAAAACGGGUCAUCGAAGAUAUGUGUACAUAAUUUCUACAUACUGACUACAUAAUUUAUGAAUACCGACGGACGGACAAACAGGAGAUAUGUAUGUAAUAAUAUGGUCGUUAAUUAUACAUAUUUUGGUGUACUUCAUACGCUAAUGGUUUUGUAAUUUUCAAAAACUGUGGACGUAGAUGAAAAAUUUCGCUUCAUUCUGUUUCGCUCACUAAACACUUUUACACGAGUCAGACAAUAUGUUUAUGUUAUUUCGAAACAACAGUAGCGAAUGAGACAGAAUGAGACGGUCUUGGUUGCCCUGUUUGUUGCAAGAUAAAAAUAAGCAAUUAACUAAUAAUGGGCCAAAUUUGAAAGUUUAAUUUGUGAUAUAAUCUAGAUAUAGUUAGGACCGUGUAGAGCUUUGGUAAAUAACUGUUUUAUACAAAUUCUAGAGGCUACAUUAGUUUACAGACUUAGUAGACCACGCCCGAACGUAAAAGGGAUAUAAGUACAGAUUUUGUAAUUUUACAUAUGUCUGAUUUAAAUAGAGUUAACAUGCGUCUAAUAGAAGCGGAGUGUUUUGGGAGAUAUACAGAAAUCGACCAAUGAUGUUUUAUUUGUCAAGAUUGCGCGCUGUGAUUGGUCGAUUGUACACGAAUCCGUUUCAUUGUAAAUUUAAAAUUAAAACAAUAGGCAUGCUCAAUAAUGUUACAUUUUGGCUUUAAAUUUCAUGUAUAAAGUAUAAAUAUAAUUAAAUAAGAUGUAAGGGCACUUACUAUUCACUUUACCAUUGCACCUUAAAUAAUAUAAAAAGCAGUUUUUAACGCUCCGUUUUUUUUUAAACUUUGGUCGAAGUUUCGAGUAAAAUAAGUUUUUUCGGAACCCCGACGAAAGUUUUCUGAAAUAAUAUGUAAACACAGUUAUUGAAGACACUUUAGCUUAAUUAUAAAUCCUACAUUGUUAAAACGCUUCCAUAACUAUUACUAAAACUUAUUUAUCAUAGUUACCUUGGAAUAAUAAGGUUAGUUGAAAUGAGAUAGAUAUGUAUAAAAAGAAAAAAUGAUAGUUUUUGCACAAAUAUGAUAUUCGUUGAUAAUACACAAUUAGUGAUACGAAAUUCAUGUAUAGUUUUAUAAAGUGAUGAAUGAUAAUGAAACAUAAUGUAAAUAUUAGUGAUUCAUAAAAUAAGCGUCUAGAUUCUUUUUGUUUAUUUACAAGAGAUCUGCCAAACGGGUUUUAAAAAUAUCUUUUAUGUUUUUUUUUUGUAUACUCUUUUAGUCUAUAGUUUCCAUAUUGUAUUGUGAUAGUCAAAUCUGGAUAUCUUCUAUCUAGUCUAUGUAAAAAGCUGAAGACACGAUGUAAGUACGUUAAAACUGUUAGUGUCUUAACACAACUAUUUAUAGUUAUCAAAAAGAAUUGAGGUUUUAUUCAAUACUCGACAUAACAUUUUGCAUUUUGUGAUAACAUAAUUGUAGAAAUAUUAAUUGUAUCGUUUAGUUUAUCAUUAAGCAUCAUGCACGAUAUAUUUCUACUAUUUAUCGUUACCAUAGAUAACUAAACUUCUUUUUGGUGUUCACAUUAUUGACAUCUUAAUGUAACCAAAACAAUUUUACAUAAAGCUAUCUACAGCACAAGUUGAUUCAAGAUCCAAGUAUUGAAUUCAACUCGAAUCUUUUUGUUAACAAUAAAUAAUUGUGUUACAAUGCCUCCUUGAACGAAUGUAUUCUAACGUAACAAUGUGAUAGCAAUAAUAAAAGAGAGUAAUUUUUCUGUACAAUAUUUACUAAAUUAUAUUUAUUCAUAUCAAAAUUACGAUGCUUUUGCGUCUGUCUGAGGCUUUUUUCGCCGCUGGUGAUAUUGCUAUAGUGAGUGGCCGUUAAGUAGAAUAUCCUACUUUAUAUACUAUAUAUGUAUAUAUAUGUUGUCUUGUUGUGUGUUCAUUAUAUUCCUAGUGCCAUGUACUCGUUUAGAGGCACGUUUGCUUUCAUGUUAUUUGAAUAGACUUAAAUUUGUAAGUUUUGAGGUUAGAUUUAAAAUAUGGCGGGGAAAGUACAUAAAGACGGAUUACGUCAUAUUUUAUAGUACAGCUACUAAUGUUAUGGAAGAGUUUGGAUAAUAAAAACGGUAUUAAUCUGACGGAAAAUUUCAACUUUAGUCGAUUUUUUGGUGGUUAAAAAAAGAGUAGUUAUUUCAUCCUAGAUUCCUUUUUCCAGUCAUUUUUAAUAAUAAAAAGAGAUUUUCAGUGACUCACAUAUAUUUCGUGAAAUUGAACUACGGUUGACCGUUUUUAAUAUCGAAAUUUAUAGUCAGAUUAGAGUAGAAUUAAUUAUAAGAAUGGCACGUCGGAUUGUAUUGAAUCCCGAACAAAUGGUAAAGAGAACUUGUCAUAGUACAGUGGUUUGGAUUUCAACGAUUUGUAAAAGGAACGCAAUAAGGUCCAAUAACUUUAAAAAAGUUUGCCGAUGCGCACACGUUUUUAUUGUUUUUUUUUUAAUAAUGCUAGGUACGUACUGUACAUGGUCGUGUGUGUGUUGUACACAAAAAUGAACAAUAUUUUUAUAUUGCUACAACUUUUAAAUCAUACCAAUGUAUGAGAGUAAUAACAUUUUUUAUUACAUCAAUUAACACCAUUAACCAAAUUUGUAAAUAUUAGUUCAAUUUAUCGAUAAGAAGUAAGAGUAUUUGUGAUAUCAUUAUAUUUUUGUCUGCACUUGAUAUUGGUAAGUCUAGAAUAUUUUCUUAAAGUUUUCGAAUUGAACGGAAUAAAAAAUUGUUGUGAAUGUAAUACGAGUGAGGGUUGCCAACCUCGUUUUUUUAAAUAUUCGCCUCGUUUUACGCAUUGUAAAUAAAAUUCUCGAAAAUUAA
Molecule: messenger RNA, 9558 nt
Organism: Amyelois transitella
Lineage: Eukaryota; Metazoa; Arthropoda; Insecta; Lepidoptera; Pyralidae
Gene: Atg9
Product: autophagy-related protein 9A
Exons: 14
Coding region: 307-2676 (789 amino acids)
Biological process (GO): protein localization to phagophore assembly site; autophagy of mitochondrion
Cellular component (GO): autophagosome; phagophore assembly site
Source: RefSeq, a predicted model, not a curated record